Molecule: messenger RNA, 1237 nt
Organism: Odontomachus brunneus
Lineage: Eukaryota; Metazoa; Arthropoda; Insecta; Hymenoptera; Formicidae
Gene: Nelf-E
Product: negative elongation factor E
Exons: 3
Coding region: 172-990 (272 amino acids)
Biological process (GO): negative regulation of transcription elongation by RNA polymerase II
Cellular component (GO): NELF complex
Molecular function (GO): RNA binding
Source: RefSeq, a predicted model, not a curated record
ACCAUCAUAAACCAGCCUUUAAGGUUUCCAGGUUUGAACCGUGUGAAUUUUUUUUUACUUGAUUUCGUUUAGAGAAUUUUAUCAUUCAACUGUAAACGAUUUAACGGGCGUAUAGUACUAUAAGCGUUUUUGAGUAUUUUUAAAAUAUUUAUCGUUAUAUCAGUUUGAAAUAUGGUUUACCUACAUUUUCCAUCGAACAAACACACGGAGGAGGAGUUGAUGCUGCAGAAUAAGUACAACAAACUUAAAAGAAAGAAGAAGGCAUUGCAGGAUUUGAAAGCUCCUAAGCAGGAAGCUGAACGUAUUCCUCAAGCACCAAAACGACCGACGGAAGCGAGGGACGCUCGCGAAGUCGCUAAGAAACUAAUUAAAUCCGGUGUAAUUACUGCCCCUAAGACACCCAAGCGGCCGGAACAAAGCUUCAAGAGACCACGUGGAUUAGAGAGAAAAUUAAAUAGCACAGAAAAGACCUCUUAUAGUUCCUAUCAGCCGUUUUCAGCCACUCAAUUGGAAGAAGAGGACACAGAGGCAGCGAGGCCUAGGGUGAAAGACUUGUACGAUAGUUUUGUCAGUGCUGAGAACCCUGAAGGCAAGACCACCAAUACGCAAUCCACAGCCAAGCCAGAGAUGAAGCAUAGAGGAAAUACAAUAUUUAUAUGUGGUUAUAAAAUAACAGAGGAUUAUCUUAAGAAACAUUUCCAAAGUUUUGGAAAUAUCAUCAAUAUAUCCAUGGAAGUAGAGAAAAAUCGUGGGUUUAUAACUUUUGAGAAGCCUACUUCAGCUGAAAGAGCGAUCAGUGAAAUGGAUGGUAGUAUGGUUUCUUCCAUCCAGUUGAAAGUAUCAUUGGCUAGAAGGCAACCUGUAAUCGAACCUGUCAACGAUGCCAUGUCCAGCUCCAUGUGGUCACCUAUUGCAGCUAAUUAUUCUCAAAAAAGUGGUCACAAAGACAGGCGGGAUCUUAAAGUGUAUGAAGAGGAUCUAUUUCAGUAAAGGGAAUCUGUUUGACAAAUGAAGGUAUAAAUGAUGGCUGUUGCUUUGUGCAAUAUGCAAGUUGCGUUUCAAUAUAGUUUAUAUCUAUUCAGAGAAUGUUUGCUAUUUAUUCCAAACAUUGCACUUUGUGUAAAAAACGUGAAACAAUUCGUACUCUUUCUAGUAGAUCUUACAAUAAUUAUAUAAUAGACUUUUCAAUCAUGUAUUUAAUAUUAUAUGUGAUACAAUUAUAAUGUUUAUACAAAUC